This is a messenger RNA of Branchiostoma belcheri (Belcher's lancelet), 1480 nucleotides long. RefSeq lists its product as uncharacterized. The transcript is spliced from 7 exons. NCBI's taxonomy places the organism in Eukaryota, Metazoa, Chordata, Leptocardii, Amphioxiformes, Branchiostomatidae. The record is from RefSeq and is a predicted model, not a curated record. The coding region runs from base 231 to 1007 and encodes 258 amino acids.
GACAGAUAUGUGAAGACGUCAUUCCAGGCCUGUUGCCAGACAGGAUACGAUAUACGUGGCAAAAAUCUCUGUUCUCCGAAAAUUUGUUUCAGAAGACACCAAAAGACACCAGAGUAGCCAGUUCUGUAUCUUUAUCUACAAUCCUCUACGGUACAAACUUUGAGUACUACCUCACUUCUCUUGUGCCGUGUCUUCCGACCCCGUGUGGCAGUCAGUAACAGUACCGAGAGAUGCCCCGUCCUGUCAUCGGUGUUCUUCUCCUCCUGGCGGCGGUUGGGCUGCUGAGUCCCCGCCGGGUCCUUGCCGACGGAGAUCCAGACGACGAGUCACACGAACACGACCAUGUCGGCGAACACUUGCACGAAUGUCCGGAAGGUUACGAAGAGCUCGAAGGGCAUUGUUACUACUUCUCCACGGAGACGGAGACUUACUCCGGGGCCGCCGCCUUUUGCGAGGCGCAGGACGGACGUCUGGCCACCCCCGACUGUCACGACGAACACGCGGCCGAGUUCUUCUACAGAACAGUUGCCUGGAUCAGUCCCAACACUGAGGAAGACUGCGCCAGAGGACACCACACACCAGAGGACCAGCUGCCCUUCAUCUGUGUACAUGCACCAACAUGCGACACGCCGCCUGUUCAUGAGAACACGGUCAUGACGGAGUGUGAGCCGCCCUACGAUCAACACGAGGGAUGCCACUACGCAUGCGUGCCGGGGUACCACCUGUACGAGGGCAACGAAGUGUCAUCCAUCGCCACCUGCCUGGACGGAAACUGGCACGGACCCUACAUGACCUGUAAAGCGGACUGCCCGGUUCCACCUUUGAACCCGGGAGUGACGAUGAAGGGCGCAAGCUGCCAGGCUCCCUACAUCAGCGGCGACAUUUGCUUCUUCGAAUGCGAAGACGUGCAACAGCCGCUAGAGGGCGACCAUGACAUGUCGUGUUUGGAUGGCGGAUGGAUCCAUGCAGUCACAGAACUGCCUGGGGUCCCUCUCGUCUGUCCUUGAGAAGAGCAGCGGGAGCAGCACACCUGGUGGGACAGUCGGAAUCUUAUCUCCUGUGCGAAACAGCGGCACGAGCGCCACAACAACUGGUGUUCAGAACAUGUAGGAAAUUUAGCCUCCAUUGAUGGAUGUACUUGUAGAUUAAUAGAUAUCAUUAUGAUCGUAAAUGACGUGCAGUCACAGAAGUUGUACAAGGAAUUUUUGUCUAAUCACAUAAAUCAUGAAGGUGAUUAUGAUUACAAAAUGUAGCCUCAAUUACCAUUCAUCCACGGACGUAUAUCCACCACCAGGCUUUUGAAAAAAAAAGAGACUAAAGAGGUCUGAAAGGCUACACCCCCCAGUAUAUUGCACUCCUGCACUGUGAAUACCUGGGGAGGGGGGUUGCCUGCAGAAGAGAUCCCUUCUAAAGGUUACGGAUUUACGCAGCCCAGCUGAUAGUGAAUCCAAGCCUGAGACUGGUAAAUUAGUCAUUAAAU